Molecule: messenger RNA, 1044 nt
Organism: Neltuma alba
Lineage: Eukaryota; Viridiplantae; Streptophyta; Magnoliopsida; Fabales; Fabaceae
Product: ENTH domain-containing protein C794.11c-like
Exons: 4
Biological process (GO): endocytosis
Cellular component (GO): endosome; clathrin vesicle coat; plasma membrane
Molecular function (GO): clathrin binding; phospholipid binding
Source: RefSeq, a predicted model, not a curated record
UUCGCUAACUCUCUCUCAAACAACACUUCAAACAUGGAUUCUCCUCUCCUCCAUGAAAUCAAAAAGCAAGCUUCUUUCUUCUUCAAGGACAAGAUUAAAACUGCGAGGUUAAAAUGGACUGAUGUUACACCAGUUGAACUAAUGACAGAAGAAGCUACCAGUGAAAAUCCAUGGCCCCCAGAAACUUGUAACUUGGGAGUAAUAUCGCGAGGAGCAUUCGAAGUUGAUGAUUAUGAGAGAAUUGUGGAGAUUUUGCAUAAGAGGUUGCAGAAAUUUGAUAGAAGUAAGUGGAGAGCCUCGUACAAAGCUCUGAUUCUUCUGGAACAUCUUCUAACCCAUGGGCCUCUAAGAGUACCUGAGGAGUUUCGGUGUGAUGAAGACGUUAUCAAAGAGAUAGGACAACUUCAGUACAUUGAUGAGAGAGGGUUCAACUGGGGGAUGAGAGUUAGAAAAUUAUCAGAAAGAUUAGUAAAGCUGCUGGAAAACAACGAGUUUUUAAGAGAAGAAAGAUCAAGAGCUCGGCAACUUUCUCUAGGGAUCGAAGGCUUCGGAAGCUUCAACAAUCAAACUUGGGCAAUCAAUGGAAGCAUCAAUGCCUUUCCUUCUAAGAAAUAUGAAAAAAAUAAUUCUUGCUGCGGCUUUCAUGAAAGUGAGGGACAAGGUAUCGUGAACUUAGACAAGAAAUUUAGUACUGGAGAUGGAGACAAAGAAAAGCAACAAGUUCACAAAAACAUGGACGAGAAACUCCUAAAGCAAGAAAACAAGACAAAUUUGGAAGAAGACUUUAAGAUUGAGCAUCCCUUUGUUGACAAAGAGAGCUUCGCUCAAGCAUCAUUGCUUUCUGUGUAAUAUACUAUAUGCUUAGAUUGUGUUGUCCUCGGUUCGUAAACUCUGGCAUGUAAAUAGUUAUGGUAUAGGACUUUAGAUCUAGAUUUAUCUGCUUGUCCUGUCCUGUUCCAGAAAUUGUAGUGCCUUAUAGUGCAUUUGGAUUAAUGAGACUGAGAACAAGUGAAAUUUCAAUGGCAUAUGAUGCUGAAUUGGAAU